Messenger RNA from Pungitius pungitius (ninespine stickleback), 2360 nucleotides. RefSeq names its product Sp5 transcription factor-like (gene sp5l). Gene Ontology annotation, biological process: regulation of transcription by RNA polymerase II. Lineage: Eukaryota; Metazoa; Chordata; Actinopteri; Perciformes; Gasterosteidae. Gene Ontology annotation, molecular function: RNA polymerase II cis-regulatory region sequence-specific DNA binding; DNA-binding transcription factor activity, RNA polymerase II-specific. The record is from RefSeq and is a predicted model, not a curated record. Bases 332 to 1435 code for a protein of 367 amino acids. The transcript is spliced from 2 exons.
GAGGAUCUUUUCUCUCUAUAAAGAGAAGAUGCAGCUCAGGCGCCUUUUGAGAUGAUCACAAGGACUUACUGCGCGCCACUCCGCACCCAACUUUAGACGUGCAAACGUGCGCCGCUGGACCACCAGCAGUAUUUACCCAGUGGACCGAGGGGCAACUUGAUUGCCCCUGCGUGCUCUGUCAAAGUGUCCCAGUCAUCGGAGAAGCGAAUGUGAGCGUCUCUUUGUUUUUUGGGUUGUUUCUGCGCUGCGAGCGGUAGUUGAGACUUGAGCACGUCGUCGCGUUUCGGCGCAGUUGGUGUUGCAGGUGCGCGGAGAAGGAGCCCGAGGACAGAUGGCUGCGCUGGCGAUACAGAGGACUGACAACUUUUUGCACACAUUUUUGCAGGACCGGACGCCCAGCUCGUCUCCAGAGGGAGCCCCCAACGCCCUCUCAUUCCUGGCCACCACCUGCAGCCAGGCCUGGCAGGUCGGAGGCACUAUGGGAUCAGAAGGCUCCCAGUUCCCCUACGAAAGCACCGUCAGCUCCACCUCGGGAAUGUUUCAGCUCUGGAGCAACGACAUGGCGCCCAGCACGGCCCUCAGCACCCACCAGAUGACUUUCACCGUGCCCAAGGUGCAGUUCCCGGGACACAUGCAGCCGGGUCUGGGUCACCAUCACCAUCAUCACCCCCAUCACCACCACCACCACCACCACCACGAGCUGCCUCUCACCCCUCCGGCGGAACCCCCCUCCUCCUACUCCUUCGAACUCUCCCCCGUCAAAGUGCUGUCUUCGCAGCCGCAGGCCACCGGCCCCUAUUACCCUCAGCACAACAGCGUAGGACAAAAUUUCCCCAGCUUCAUCCAGAACUCCUCGGCCAGGCACCACCUCGCCGGGGGCCACGCGGACGAAGGGCAGCAGUGGUGGAGCCUGCCGCAAACCAACGCCCCCGCCACCAACCAUCCCUUCUCCCUGGGCAGACAGCUGGUUUUGGGUCACCAGCCGCAGAUAGCCGCUCUUCUCCAGGGCACCUCCAAGGGCCUGCUGAGCUCCACGCGCCGCUGCCGCCGCUGCAAGUGCCCCAACUGCCAGGCCAACGGUGGCGGUUUAGAGUUUGGAAAGAAGAGACUGCACAUCUGCCACAUCCCAGAGUGUGGCAAAGUGUACAAGAAGACCUCUCACCUCAAGGCACAUCUGCGCUGGCAUGCCGGGGAGAGGCCCUUCGUCUGCAACUGGCUCUUUUGCGGUAAAAGCUUCACCCGUUCAGACGAGCUACAGCGGCACCUCCGCACGCACACCGGAGAGAAGCGCUUCGGGUGCCAGCAGUGUGGCAAGAGGUUCAUGAGGAGUGACCACCUCUCCAAGCACGUCAAGACCCACCAGACCAGGAAGAGCCGGUCCGGGCUGCCUUCACAGAGCACGGACCCUCUGCUCACCAACAUCAAGAGGGAGUAAUCUCCGCCAUCCGUCAUUCCAAAAAAAAAAAAUCAACAAUGAACAGACUCUGUGACUCCCACUUACUGCCAUAUGCUCGCACUCAAGGGUGAGCGUCAUGCUGCCCGAUAAUCUUGUCUGGUCAAAGCCCCGCUUUUGACUCCAAGUAAGACUAAAAUAUUUAAAGACCGUGUGCUGAUGGGAGCACCUGUAGAGAAUACUUGAAGCCUUUUUCAGUGAUAUUGUGAGAGUUUUGCUAAGUUUAGUGUAACGCUACACAAACAGAUGAAACGUGACUAAAUUUGAUGCCUUUAACAAUUUCAGAUUGGUUUGAAUUUCAACAAUUCAGUAUUCAUUUUGUAAAUAUUUUGAGAUGGAUGUGACAGAAAUGAGAGAAAUGAUGCAAGGUUUAUUUUAAUAUGUUGUGCAUAUUCUUUUAUUUUAUAAAAGCAAAGGUUGCUGUAAAAAAACACUCAUUUCUAAAUGUGUUAACAGGUUCAGAAUAGAAAUAUGUUUCUAUUGCUGUUAAUUUGAUUUUAUUCCAAAAUAAUAAGCUAAUUUAUGAGCCUUACGGUAGGGAUCUCUUUUGAAAUGUAAGUCUUUGAUCUACAGAUUUAUCUUGCUCUUAAGCAAUAAAUGUGUAGAAGCGUUGCUCCAGAUUAGCAAACACUUUAAUGUUUAAAUCCUUUGUAAAUUAUAAAUAUCAUUAACAUUUCACUGGGGUUAUGGCCGCAUGUAAUUUUUAAUAAACAAUGUCGAUGGUCAAACGAUGUCCCUGUUUUCUAAUAAUGUUUUUUCCUAACAUUUUGACAGCUCAUUAUGAAGUAAAUAUCUAAGGUGGACUGAAAGUGAAUGGUUUUUAACCCUUUUAGCUCAAUCAGUAAAUGUGGUAUUUUCGAAGAUCCAACAUUGUAUUUAAAUGAUAAUUUGAUUGCCUUCACUAUAG